CACACGUGUGGUGAAACUCACUGAGUUCGCCAUUAAGUAUUUCUCCUUCUUUUUCUUUCUUCACCAGUUUAUAAUAAUAAUUAUAGAGAAAAUGGACAAGUAUUAUUAUUACCAGUAUAUAUCAAUAUUGAUUGCAACUAUAGCUUUUAUGGUGUGGUUUGUUUGGAGGUAUAGUUCAUCGAGGAACAGCAUUUGUUCCCAUAACAAUCCAAAAUGUCAGCCGGCAACGGCCGCCGGAAGUACGGACAUCAUCGUUGUCGGAGCCGGUGUUGCUGGUUCCUCCCUCGCUUACGCUCUCGCCAAGGACGGAAGACAAGUGCAUGUAAUUGAAAGGGACUUAACAGAACCAGACAGAAUCGUUGGUGAACUGCUACAACCAGGGGGCUAUCUUAAGUUACUCGACCUGGGUCUUGAAGAUUGUGUGAGUGAGAUUGAUGCUCAGAAAGUGUUUGGAUAUGCUCUAUACAAGGAAGGAAAAAGCUCCAAGCUUCCUUAUCCGUUGGAAAAUUUCCAUCCAGAUGUGGCCGGGAGAAGCUUUCACCAUGGUCGAUUCAUUCAGAAGUUGCGGGAAAAAGUUGCUUUUUUACCAAAUGUGAAAUUGGAACAAGGAACUGUGACAUCUUUGUUUGAAGAGAAUGGUACUGUGAAAGGGGUGCAAUACAAGUCUAAAGAUGGUCAAGAUCUGACUGCUUUUGCUCCCCUCACAGUAGUUUGUGAUGGCUGCUACUCCAACUUGCGUCGCUCUCUCUGCAAUCCUAAGGUUGAUGUUCCUUCUUGUUUUGUUGGUUUGGUUUUGGAGAAUUGUGAGCUUCCAUUCUCAAAUCAUGGACAUGUCAUUCUAGCAGAUCCUUCUCCAAUUUUGUUCUACCCAAUCAGUAGCACUGAGAUUCGUUGCUUGGUUGAUAUUCCUGGCCAGAAAGUGCCUUCCAUUUCUACAGGUGAAAUGGCCAACUACUUGAGAACAAAAGUGGCACCACAGAUUCCUCCUGAGCUUCACAAUGCUUUCUUAGCUUCCAUUGAGAAGGGAAACAUAAAAACAAUGCUUAAUAGAAGCAUGCCUGGUGCACCUCACCCCACUCCUGGUGCCCUUUUAAUGGGAGAUGCAUUCAACAUGAGGCAUCCUUUAACUGGGGGAGGAAUGACUGUUGCUCUAUCGGAUGUUCUUGUGCUAAGGAAUCUCCUUAGACCAGUGAAAAAUCUCAAUGGCACAUUGGCUCUUUGCAAAUAUCUUGAAUCCUUCUAUACUCUGCGCAAGCCUUUGGCUUCCACCAUAAAUACAUUGGCUGGUGCUCUGUACAAGGUGUUCUGCUCUUCCACUGACCUGGCAAGGAUAGAAAUGCGCGAAGCAUGUUUUGAGUACUUGAGCCUUGGAGGCAUUUUCUCAAUCGGACCAGUGUCUAUUCUCUCUGGUUUAAAUCCUCAGCCUUUGAGUUUGGUUCUCCAUUUCUUUGCAGUGGCCAUCUAUGGCCUUGGCCGCUUGUUGCUUCCUUUUCCUUCACCCAAGCGCAUGUGGAUUGGAGCUAGAUUGAUUUCAGGUGCCUCAGGAAUCAUUUUCCCCAUAAUCAAAGAAGAAGGAAUUAGACAAAUGUUCUUCCCUCUAACCGUGCCAGCUUACCACAGAGCUCCUCCAGUAAUAGUGUAACAUAGUAAAGAUGAUGAAAAAGAGAGAAAGUUGUAAUUUGCUUAGAGUUCUUUUCUCAUAACUUUUCUUUUUUCUGAAGCAAUAAAAACUAGUUUGUUGUACA
Molecule: messenger RNA, 1745 nt
Organism: Humulus lupulus (European hop)
Lineage: Eukaryota; Viridiplantae; Streptophyta; Magnoliopsida; Rosales; Cannabaceae
Product: squalene monooxygenase SE1-like
Exons: 8
Coding region: 92-1642 (516 amino acids)
Biological process (GO): sterol biosynthetic process
Cellular component (GO): endoplasmic reticulum; membrane
Molecular function (GO): flavin adenine dinucleotide binding; squalene monooxygenase activity
Source: RefSeq, a predicted model, not a curated record